UCAAGUGCCUUCAAUUUUGUCGUCGUGAAAAAAUAUUGGCGCGUCUUAAUGUAACCGGCUUUUGAGAAUCUUUGUUUCAUAGAAUAUUAAUUAUAUUUGUCUCGAACUUAACGUUGAUAAGUGACACAUCCGAACAAAAUGGAUACGGAUCUUAAAAAUACAAAUGAAGACGCCGAAAUGGCUGAUUGCGAUGGAGAAAAAGUUGUAACCAUGAUGGACGUCUUGCAAGAGCAGGAAGAAUUCGAGGAAGAUGUUAACGCCGUGCUGGGCGCGUCGGAUGACAAGAAUUGCACGUAUUCUAAGGGCUACAUAAAAAGACAAGCAAUUUAUGCUUGCAUGACUUGCUGUUCUGAAGCCAAGGAUGAUUUGACCAAAAGAGCUGGCGUAUGUCUUGCAUGCAGCCUGACCUGCCAUGAAAACCAUGACCUCAUAGAAUUGUACACAAAACGUAAUUUUAAAUGUGACUGUGGCAACCCCAAGUUUAACUCCCACCCUUGCCAGUUCACUGCAGAUAAAUCUGACCUUAAUGAAGAGAAUAAUUAUAAUCAGAAUUUUAGUGGUGUAUAUUGUGUUUGUCAAAGGCCUUACCCUGACCCAGAGUCAACAAUAGACAUAGAAAUGAUACAAUGUAUAAUUUGCGAGGACUGGCUUCAUGUAACUCAUUUAGAAGGUAGUGUUCCUGACAAUGAUCAGUAUUCUGAAAUGAUUUGCAAAGUUUGCAUGGACAAAAAUGACUUUUUACAUGAUUAUAGCGAUUUAGCUGUUAAUAUUGAAGUAGAUGUAGUGACAAAUGGAAUUGAUACUGAUAAUAAAAUAUGUAAUGGUGAUGCUGAACCAGUAAAGGUUUCAGAUAACAUUACAAUUAGUCCUAAAGUAAGUAUUAAUAAGACAAAUGGAGAAAACAUGUGUGACACGAAAGAAUCCGCAAAUGAAGAAAAUGAUGAUGAUAAGUCCGUAGAUACGCCAAGUGGAAAAGAUGACACAAGUAGUUCUAAAUUAGGAGCUACAGAAACAGCUCAAUCCGAAGAAAAUAAAUUGGCGGAUGUUACAGAAGAUAAUAUAGAAGAAGAAAUUACAAAAGACAACUGUCUGAUCUCCGAAAACACCCAUAAAGAUGUUGAUAACCAGAAUGAAAGUUCUGAUAAUGAAGAGCAACAAAAUAAAAACAAAGACCCUACAAGUAACUCUGAAGAUGCUGGGACUGCUACAGAGCCAGAAAAGAAAGAGAUUCUCGCAAAGAGUGCAGAACAGAAAGAGGAACAGAGAUUGUUAGCUGAACCUGAUGAUGACAACUCAAAAUUAGUAAAAACAGGUGAUAAUGACAAAGAUAAAAAUAAUUUAGAAUCAACUUCAGCAGCAGAUGAGAAAAAUACUAACAAAACAGAUUCUGAAAUUGAUAAAACUUUAGGGACUGAGGAGAUUUACACAGCUAAAGUAGACAACGAGAAUAAGCAAAAUGAAUCUCAAAGUAUUGAAGGUUCCACUGAUAACAUAAGUGAAAAAGAGCUGGGUGAUAAAUCAGAUGAAAAUUCAAAAAAAGAUGGAAUGGCUCAUAGUAUUCCUACUAAAGACAAUUUAGUAGAAAAUUGUAUUAUUGAUACAAAAGAAGCUGUUAUUAAAAGUGCAAACCAGAAUGGACAAACAGAAGUACAGAGUAAUGAAAAAAACACUGAGAAAAGGAAACUAUCCACUGAAGAAAACUCUGAUCCAAACAUUAAAAAAGCAAAAUUAGAUGAACCGUGUGUGAGGCCAAAAGGUGUUGGAAAAGUACACAAAGGUGCAACGUUUUGGCCUACAACAUUACGCCAAAAACUUUGUACUUGUAGGGAAUGCAUUACUAUGUACAAGGAUCUUUCAGUUCUAUUUUUGAUUGAUCCAGAAGACACAGUGACUGCAUAUGAAAAUUUGGGAAAACAAAAGAUUGAUGGCAAGCCUGUGUCUCAAUAUGAAAAAGGACUGGAAGCAUUGUCAUCAUUGGACAGGAUUCAACAAAUAAACGCUUUAACUGAGUACAAUAAAAUGAGGGACAAGUUGUUAGAUUUCCUUAAAAGCUUUAAAGAUAGACGGGAAGUUGUCAAAGAAGAGGACAUUAAAGCAUUCUUUGCUGGAAUGAAACCUAAACGGGAGCCAGAUGGUGUAUAUUUCUGCAGAUAAAUUUUCUUUUUAAUUUAUAGACAUGUUUAACUUAAAUUUGACUUUUGUAUCUUUAGCAUUUAACAAUUAAAUUUAUAUUCUUA
Molecule: messenger RNA, 2237 nt
Organism: Pararge aegeria (speckled wood butterfly)
Lineage: Eukaryota; Metazoa; Arthropoda; Insecta; Lepidoptera; Nymphalidae
Product: putative E3 ubiquitin-protein ligase UBR7
Exons: 2
Coding region: 139-2154 (671 amino acids)
Cellular component (GO): cytoplasm
Molecular function (GO): zinc ion binding; ubiquitin protein ligase activity
Source: RefSeq, a predicted model, not a curated record